Nomia melanderi (Alkali bee) is the source of this 2579-nucleotide messenger RNA. Its product is annotated as neuroendocrine convertase 1. Gene Ontology annotation, biological process: peptide hormone processing. Gene Ontology annotation, molecular function: serine-type endopeptidase activity. The record is from RefSeq and is a predicted model, not a curated record. Lineage: Eukaryota; Metazoa; Arthropoda; Insecta; Hymenoptera; Halictidae. Gene Ontology annotation, cellular component: neuron projection; membrane.
ACUCGGUAUCCAAUAGUCGUAGCGCGAGCUCUAUUCCGGGGAUCGUUCUUCCAAUCACGCGCCACGAGAAUCGCGUCGAACGGAAUCUAUUUUCAGAGAUAACGAUGCUAAGAGUGUGAAAUCUGCACAGAGAGGAUAUUUAUUGUAUCGUUGAAGCUCGUUCGAUCGAAUCUAGGAAAUCCGAUCGAUGUCCAGUGAAUAUUUUUGGCUCGCCGUUUCCUGGCUCCUCGUGAACGGACUCGCGGCCGUCCACGCGGGACAUCGUGGCGAUCGUCGCGAAGAAUGGGUCGUCAGGCUCGAGGGCGGGCCUCGAGUUUCGUCGCUCUUGGCCCUGCAGUCUGGUUACAGGCAUCUUGGACCGGUCCUGGGAUUCAAGGAUACCUACGUGUGGCUUAAGGACCAAGGUUCCGGGCACGAGAAGAGGGCAGGCUUGCGUUCCCCGAAAGCGCUCAACUCGACUACCAAGAUCAUCUGGGCGGAUCAACAAAGGACAAUCGAGCGACAGAAACGCGGCUACGUGCCCCUAGCCAACCUGGAAUCCGAGAGACCUCUGAUAAGGGAGAAGAGGCUCGAGAUAGAUCGCUUGAACGACGUGGAAGAGGAUCAAAGUUUCCAGGAAUAUUUCGCCUACGAUCCUGAUGACUCUAGGUUGAUGUUCAACGACGAACUGUGGAACCAAGAAUGGUACCUGCAAGACACAAGGUCGAACAAAGCUUUGCCGAAGCUCGACUUGAACGUGCUACCCCUCUAUCGACUGGGGGUAACUGGUCGCGGCGUCAGGAUCGCCGUUUUGGAUGACGGUUUGGAGUACACUCACGAUGAUCUUCGGAACAACUACGAUCCAGAGAUUAGCUACGACGUGAACGAAGGCGACGACGAUCCACUACCUCGAUACGAAGUAUCAGGGAUGAAUGGCCACGGGACAAGGUGCGCUGGGGAAAUAGCGAUGGAGGCCAACAACCGGAAGUGCGGCGUAGGCGUCGCGUUCGAAGCCUCCGUCGGAGGGAUCAAGCUCCUCGACGGUUUGGUGAACGAUCGCGUGGAGGGGGAGGCUCUCGGGUACAAACCGGAAGCUGUGGACAUUUACACAGCCUCUUGGGGGCCUGCGGAUGACGGGAGGAGUCUCGAGGCGCCUGGGAGACUCGCCUCAGAAGCUCUCAAACGUGGAAUUUCCAUCGGGAGGGGCGGCCGGGGCAGCGUUUACGUGUGGGCUUCCGGAAACGGGGGCUCGAAAUCGGACGAUUGCGGAUGCGACGGAUACGUAGGGAGCAUUUACACGAUCGCCGUUGGCUCCGCGAGCCAGACCGGCAGGUUCCCCUGGUACGGGGAAAGUUGCGCAGCGACGAUGGCCACGACGUACAGCAGCGGAGCGUACCACGAUCAAAUGAUAGCGACAACAGACCUGCGGAACACUUGCACGACGAGGCACACCGGGACCUCGGCGUCCGCUCCAUUAGCCGCGGGAAUACUCGCGCUGGCUCUUCAAGUAAACAAGGAUCUGUCGUGGCGGGACGUGCAGCAUCUCGUCGUUUGGACCUCCGAGUACAGCCCGCUCAGGGAGAAUCCUGGCUGGUUCCGGAACUCCGCCGGCUUCUGGUUCAACUCGCGCUUCGGCUUCGGACUGAUGAACGCGUUCGCGCUGGUCGCCGCGAGUUCCAACUGGACCACCGUCCCGGAGAAGAGCAUUUGCGAAGUGGUCGCCGACGAAAUAAUCGACGAGAGGCUGGCUUACGGGGACUCGAGGAGGCUGCGAUUCGAGGCCGGGGACGAGUGUCGAUCGUCGCCGAACGGAAUAACGUUUUUGGAACACGCGGAGAUCGAGGUCAGCCUCGAGUACAGUCUUCGCGGCGCACUCCAGAUGCACCUCACCGCGCCCUCAGGGACACGUGUGCAGCUGCUAAAGCCCCGGAAGUUGGACAACUCGUCCGCCGGUUUCGAGAAGUGGAGAUUUAUGUCCGUGGCAUCUUGGGGCGAGGAUCCUCGCGGCAGCUGGCUGUUGGACAUAGUCGAUGAGAUUGGACCGAAGGAAAAUAACGGCACAAUAGGAUCAGCCGUAUUGGUUCUACACGGUACAAGCACGAUGCCCGAGUAUCGCAAAAACGGGCCGAGAGUAUACAAUCGCGAGUACAAUCGGCUCCGAGACACGAAGGAAUUCCUCGACGUGGAUCGGCCAACGAAUUUCAUGUUCAGCAGGAAGCACGAGAGCCUCGACUACCAACCUCCAGAUGGCAACGAUUUAUAUGACGAACGUUGGCUCGGAGAACUCGCGACGGAUGAAAAUUAAAGAUCCCGUAACCGAGCAAAUUGUAGCUAAAUUAGUUCCGAAACUAUCGGAAUGAUACACGGCAUCCGGCACUCGGAAAAGUAUCGCUGCGUUCGCGAGAGCGUCAGCUGAUCAAUCCACCGACACGUUCGCGUUUCACUCGGACCUGGCAUCGCGUUUGUAUAAUAUAUUAAUAUAAUCCUUCAGCCGUGAAAUUCUGUUGCCAGUAGAAUGAAAUUAACGGACCGCGAGCGUUUAUUCAUGAAACGCGUCCAGUUUAUUAAUAAAAAGUUACCUCGAACGUUCCAUGGUUUGU